UUCCCGCACUUGGGGAAAUCGCAGGGGUCAGCACAAUGGAUGAGCCUUGCCCAGGAAAACCACCUUUCUGAUCAUGGUGUCUCCCCUGCCAGGUACAGCCCAGCAGGGACUUGCUCCUCCUGGCAGGAUGGUGCGGAUCUUGGCCAAUGGGGAGAUCGUUCAGGAUGAUGACCCCCGGGUGAGGACCACAGCUCCACAGAGAGGAAGCACUCCUCGGCAGGGCUUUCUCAACAGGGGCCAUGGUGCCCCUCCAGGGGGCCCUGGGCCCCGCCAGCAGCAGGCAGGUGCCAGGCUGGGUGCUGCACAGUCCCCCUUCAAUGACCUCAACCGGCAGCUGGUGAACAUGGGCUUCCCCCAGUGGCAUCUCGGGAACCACGCUGUGGAGCCGGUGACCUCUAUCCUACUGCUCUUUCUGCUCAUGAUGCUGGGUGUUCGUGGCCUCCUGCUUGUGGGCCUGGUCUACCUGGUGUCCCACCUGAGCCAGCGGUGACCUCUGGGGGCUUCAUGAGGGCGGGUGUGCUGAGUGGGCCUGGCUGGGCUUUGGUGUGAGGCCAAGCACAUGGGGAGGGAGCUGGGGGUGCCUGGAAAGUGUGAUCAGAGAUGGGGCAAUGGGUGUGAAUUUCCCUGCUGUGUUAAGCAGGAGACCUAGGGAGUCUUUAGUCUGGUAUCACCUGAAGUAUGAGUGGGUACCCUGGCUCUCCAGGGAUGUUUUUAAGGGGUACAGCAUCUCCAUUAAGAAGCAAAAGCCUAGGGUAAGAAAGGCUCAAUGUGGUGCCAGUGUGUUGUAAUUUCCCCAGAACAUGAGCUGACUCCCCUUUCCAGGAACAGGCCUGGGGCUUAGAGCUGCGGGGAAGUGUCCAAAUUUUUAUAGCACUCUUGUUUUAAUGGUGUCUUUCUAUUGGGUCCCUUUAUUUAUGACA
This is a messenger RNA of Nannospalax galili (Upper Galilee mountains blind mole rat), 920 nucleotides long. RefSeq names its product family with sequence similarity 241 member B (gene Fam241b). Bases 74 to 490 code for a protein of 138 amino acids. The transcript is spliced from 3 exons. The record is from RefSeq and is a predicted model, not a curated record. Lineage: Eukaryota; Metazoa; Chordata; Mammalia; Rodentia; Spalacidae. Gene Ontology annotation, cellular component: intracellular membrane-bounded organelle.